GGGAGGGGCAGAAAAGGAACUACUGUAAGAGUUAAGAAAGUCCUGCCCAGCUGUUUGCGAACUUUUUAAGAUUUCCUGUUUCCCCUACAGCUAGAGAAAGGGAGCGACUCGCAAACGCACGUCAGAAGUACCCAAGCCGCAACUACUCCCGCUGCCUCGGCUGGGGCCUCUUUUUUUUUUUUAUCCUGCAUUUGCUUCAGAGCCGCUUCGUCCUCUUCCACCCUCGCCCCGAGUUCCGCCCGCUUCCCCUCGUCCCCCAGAGUUGUCUCGGCCUGGCUGUUUCUUAUCCCAUGUCUGCGGGCCGCCUCAGGGUGGAGGGAGAUACAAUGAGUUGGAUUCCUAAGCAUAUUUUGUUAUGGACUUUUCUGCACAGCACGGCUCACCCGCUGGGAUGGGGAACAGCUGAAUAUCGUGAACAUAACAUCUUCAGUGGUGGAUUCAAAAUGGGAAAACUAUGCAAAUUUUGUGAUGUUAAAUUGACAACCUGCACCAAUGAAGGUCAUUGUUGCAGUAACUGCAACAUCACUUCUAUUUGUGAACAUAAAAAUGAAAUCUGUGCAGCAGUUUGGAGAAAGUAUAAUGGGAACGUAACUCUAGAAACAAUAUGCCAUGAUCCUACACUAGAACUCCAUGGAUACAAAUUGGAUGAUGUCAAUUCAAAAAAAUGCUUCAUGAAAGAGAAGAAAGGUGCUGGAGGAUUGCUAUAUAUGUGUUCCUGCAAAGAUGAUGAAUGCAAUGAUGAAAUUAUUUUUUCAGAAAAUAUCACCUCAAGUACAGAAGUAAAAUAUGUGAUAGCUUUGGUCGCAGUUAUAUGCCUUGUCCCAUUGCUGGUGAUCACCAUUGCUGUGAUCAUUAUCUUUUACUUCUACCGUGUUCAGAGAAGGAGGAAACUCAACAAGGCAUGGGAGAAAAAUGUGAAGUCCAGGAAGCACAAAGACUGUAGUGACGUUUGUGCCAUUAUGCUGGAUGAUGAUCGUUCUGACAUCAGUUCUACUUGUGCUAAUAAUAUUAACCAUAAUACCGAACUGCUGCCUAUUGAAUUGGAUACUUUAGUAGGCAAAGGGCGAUUUGCAGAAGUCUAUAAGGCUAAACUGAAACAAAACACAUCAGAACAGUUUGAAACUGUGGCUGUGAAGAUCUUCUCUUAUGAAGAAUAUGCCUCCUGGAAGACUGAGAAAGAUAUCUUUUCUGACAUAAAUCUAAAACAUGAGAACAUCCUACAAUUUCUUACAGCAGAGGAGCGCAAGACAGAUCUAGGCAAACAAUAUUGGUUGAUCACUGCUUUCCAUUCAAGAGGCAACUUGCAGGAAUAUCUCAUAAAACACAUCAUUAGCUGGGAGGAUCUCUGGAAACUGGGUGGCUCUUUGGCUCGUGGGAUUGCCCAUCUUCAUAGUGAUCACACACCAUGUGGUCGGCCCAAGACACCAAUUGUUCACAGAGACCUGAAGAGUUCUAAUAUUCUGGUAAAGAAUGACCUGGCUUGCUGUCUCUGUGACUUUGGGUUAUCACUAAGGCUGGAUCCUACUCUUUCUGUUGAUGACCUGGCUAAUAGCGGGCAGGUUGGUACAGCAAGAUAUAUGGCUCCUGAAGUCCUGGAAUCCAGAAUGAACUUGGAUAAUGUUGAAUCCUUUAAGCAGACUGAUGUGUAUUCCAUGGCUUUGGUUCUGUGGGAAAUGACAUCUCGCUGCAAUGGUGGUAUCCAGAAGGUGUGUGAGACUAUUGUUGAGUGUUGGGAUCAUGAUCCUGAGGCCCGGCUGACAGCACAGUGUGUAGCUGAGAGGUUCAAUGAUUUUGAUUACCAAGAUGGACUCUCGGGAAGAAGCAGCUCAGAAGAGAAGAUCCCUGAAGAAGGCUCUGGCAACAGUGCCAAGUAACAGCUGGCAAAACAGAAGAAUGCUCACUUUUAGGUUCUCUGUGUUCAGCCUUAGAAUAAGAGGAACUUUUACCAUUGGACCUACUUUCUAUGACCCCGAAGAGCUGCCUUUUCCUCCAUCCUGCAGCUCCAGAGAACAGGAAUUUAACCAUAAUGAGCCAUGUGCAGUGCCAUGGCAUAGUAGUUGCUUCCUUAAAUGUGCCAUAAGAUAAAUUACAUUGGUGCUUCCUGAGAAAAUAGGACUAUAUUACAGUGCCAAUAACAGUUGCACUUUAUCAAGGUCUGUAUAUAAAACUAUGGAAGCUCAGUGCUAAAUAUAAAUACACAAAGCUCUGACGAGAGUCUUCCAGAAAACUUCUAAUAGAUAAAAAAUUGCAAAUGUUUGCUAAGAUACUGGCAGCAGUAUUGUCUUAUUCAUGUCACUCAAACCAUUAAAAAUUAUAGGUAACUACACUACAAAUGUUAUCAAUUGAUGCACCUUUUUUUUCAGACAAGGGGCAAAAAAAACCAAAUGGUAACUAGAAGUAUUUGGAUAUGUUUGAGCUAU
This is a messenger RNA of Pseudonaja textilis, 2420 nucleotides long. The record is from RefSeq and is a predicted model, not a curated record. Lineage: Eukaryota; Metazoa; Chordata; Lepidosauria; Squamata; Elapidae.